AUGUGGCAAAUGUUUGGUGGCAUUGUAGCAAUUGGAGAGAAUGCAUGGGCACCUUCAUCUGCUGUUCUUCCAAGUGGGGUUCCUAUGGGAGAUGGUACACCUAAUGAGGGAUUUGGUGAUUCAGAUGAACAUAGUAAUGAGAAUGAAGGUAUUCCUCCUAAUGAGGUAUCAUCAAACCUUUCUCAUGAAACUCCUAAUCGAAGAAAGCAAACACUUGGGGUUGUACACGGUAAAAGAAAAAAAUUAAGUUCAAGUAGAAAAUCAUCAAGAAAUACAUUAACUACUCAUAUUGAAAAAUUGUGUGAGAGUAUGACUAGUCCAAGGAAGUCAGUGAAUGAAAUUAUUUUUCCUCACUCUCAAUAUACCAUUUCAAAUGCAAUGGAUGCUUUGCGUGUUUUGGGAGAUGAAAUUCCAAAAAAAGAUGAAAUGUACUAUUUUGCCAUCAAAAUGUUCCAAAUACAGGUGAAACGAGAAGUAUUUUUGAACUUAGAUCCAAAUGAUAAGGUUUGGUGGCUUCGACGUGAGUAUGCUGAACAAAAUUCAGUUGCAUCAUUUUCAUCCUUGGUAGCAACAUCCUCAUUUCCCUUCCAACCAUACCAUCAACCACCUCCACCAUAA
Gossypium raimondii (Peruvian cotton) is the source of this 618-nucleotide messenger RNA. RefSeq lists its product as uncharacterized. NCBI's taxonomy places the organism in Eukaryota, Viridiplantae, Streptophyta, Magnoliopsida, Malvales, Malvaceae. The coding region runs from base 1 to 618 and encodes 205 amino acids. The transcript has a single exon. The record is from RefSeq and is a predicted model, not a curated record.